Molecule: messenger RNA, 2671 nt
Organism: Python bivittatus (Burmese python)
Lineage: Eukaryota; Metazoa; Chordata; Lepidosauria; Squamata; Pythonidae
Gene: SH3BP5
Product: SH3 domain binding protein 5
Biological process (GO): intracellular signal transduction
Cellular component (GO): cytoplasm
Molecular function (GO): protein kinase inhibitor activity
Source: RefSeq, a predicted model, not a curated record
CAGCUUGGCGGCGGCCCCUCCGCUCCCCAAGGCGCAGGGCCAGGGCCAGAUUCCUCUUCUCUGCGCCGGCAGACCUAGCGGAGCCAACAUGGAUCCCGGCACGAAGAGGACCGCGGCGGAGGAAGGGGACCCGCUGCAGCCCCCGGAAGAAGAGGAAGAAGUGGACCCCAGGAUUCAAGGGGAACUAGAAAAGUUGAAUCAAUCUACAGAUGAUAUUAAUCGGAGAGAAACAGAGCUUGAGGAUGCACGUCAGAAAUUCCGUUCCAUUCUGGUUGAAGCUACAAUAAAACUGGAUGAACUUGUGAAGAAGAUUGGGAAAGCUGUAGAAGAUUCAAAGCCUUACUGGGAAGCCCGAAGGGUUGCCAGGCAGGCUCAGCUAGAAGCUCAGAAAGCAACGCAAGAUUUCCAGAGAGCAACAGAGGUGCUACGGGCUGCUAAGGAAACCAUUUCUCUUGCAGAGCAGAGGCUGCUGGAAGAUGAUAAACGUCAGUUUGAUUCUGCCUGGCAAGAGAUGCUCAACCAUGCUACGCAGCGGGUCAUGGAGGCAGAGCAGACAAAAACUAGAAGUGAGCUGGUACAUAAAGAAACGGCAGCCAAAUACAAUGCUGCCAUGGGCAGAAUGAAACAGUUGGAGAAGAAGCUGAAAAGGGCUAUCAACAAAUCCAAGCCUUAUUUUGAACUCAAAGCAAAAUAUUAUGUACAAUUAGAGCAAUUAAAGAAGAUAGUGGAUGAUCUGCAAGCAAAAUUGGCUUUGGCAAAGGGUGAAUACAAAACAGCCUUGAGGAACUUGGAGAUGAUCUCUGACGAGAUCCAUGAGAGGCGGCGAGCUUCCUCAAUGGGACCCAGAGGAUGCGGUGUUGGUGCUGAAGGCAACAGUACUUCAGUAGAAGACCUUUUGGGAUGCAAGUUGGAGUCAGAUAAUAUUUCCAUGGCAUCAGAAGUGUUUGAGGAUGACAACUGCAGCAGCUUUGUGUCUGAAGAAGACUCUGAAACCCAGUCUCUGUCUAGUUUCAGUUCUGGUCCAACAAGCCCUUUUGAUAUACCAGCUCAGUUUCUUCCAGUGACUCGACCUAGAAGCCUGGAUUUGUCUAGCCCUAUAUCGCUAUCUGAAUUUGGGGUAUUUCCUCUAUUAGGACCUCGCAGUGAAUGCAGUGGGGCAUCCUCUCCUGAAUGCGAAAUUGAAAGGGGUGACAGGGCAGAAGGAGCUGAGAACAAGAUACUUGACAAAGUGAAUAAAAACCGGAGUGUUGGCAGCAGCUCUUCUUCCAGUGGCCCAGUGCUGGACAAUAGGUUGAAGCAACUGUCCCUACAAUGCCUGAAAGUCAAAGAUGGGAUUUGUGCAGACAAACAAAUCGUACAAAUUGGGUGAAGUAAUGCCCGGGGGCUACUGAGAAAUCUAAUUUAUUUAUACACAAAUGUUUUCUGACUGUCAGAACCUUGUGCCAAUAACUAAUACAUGCCAAAACUUUAAGCGUUUACUGCACCAAGAGUUACAUCAUUGCUGAGGGCUGAAGUAUGUGUGUGCAUUAAACAUAAAACAAAUCUUGGUCAGGACAGAAAUUUGUCACAAACGUCAGCUGUCCUUGCAACCCUUGUCAAGACAUUUUGUACCAGUUUGGCAGAAGCAAUAACUAGCACCACUUCUCUGUGAAGUUCAGUGCCACUGAGGCACUCAGGGCAAAUCCAAGUCUGGGAGGAUUGGCUGGUGUCUGUUUGUGAAUUGAGCUGCUGUUUAAUGCCAUAAAAUUCCGAGACGCCAGUGGCAUAUCCUUUGAAAUACCUUGUAUUAUAUUUUUGGUUACAAAAGGAAGCUGCUGCAUGUAACAGAACUUAAGAUACCUUCAGUCUUCCUACAGAAUUCAUGAGUGUUGAUACAUUAUACCUCAAAGGUAAUUUAAAUGUUAAUAUUGAUGCACAGGAUCCUUUUAGCUUUUUACAUGGGUGGGGAGGGUGGCGGUGGGAGGUAGUUUUGGUUUAUAUGUACUAUGAUCAAAAUGAAAUGGACAGUGGAAUCAUUCAUGUAGGAUGCCACUUUGUUGUGAAGUACCAAUCAUGAUAAUCACUAAGCAUGGACCUGAAGAUUCCCCCUCCUCCCCCAAGUAUAAAAGAGAAAUGUGCAUGAAUGGAAUAGUUGCCAUAGGAUUGAAGUGGGGAGUACUUUCUAGUAUCUCUACAUUAUUAAGUAUAGCAUUUUUAGAGUAGUGAAAGAGAGUUAGAAGUUAGUAUCCAUUAAGUAAAAAGCUAAGUAAGGUGGAAAGGAAGCUGAAGCAUGUUAGCAACAGCUAGUACUGAAUUGGUAUUUAUGAUAAUAAGAAAUAGUUAAAAGCAUAGAGUUGCUUUACUAGUUAGCAUUUCUAAAAUUGGCAUAGGCCAUAUUUAAUGAACGUAUUUUUGAGCAUUACUGUUAGCAAUAUCCCUCUUCCCUACAUUUUUUGUUACUUGGCUUAAUUUUGUUGUAUUUUGUCCCUGUUAUGUUGCGUGUAUAUCUAUUCUGAAAACAAAUGUAAAAAUUAUUUCACACUACAAUGUCUCCUCUGCCCUUUUUGUUUUCACGCGUGAUAUGGUUAUCUUUAAACAUUAUUUUUAAAUCUUUACAAAUUCAUUCUCCAAAUAUACAUAAGCCUUCCAUAUGUGUUUAGGUUAUGCUACAACUGAGGAUCUUUGCAAGGGU